UUGACAGAUGACAGUCGAAGUGACAGUUAAAAUCUAACCUAAAAACUUAAAAAGUGUAAAAUAAUGAAACUUUCUUGUGUGUUUUACAGGUGAUUGCUUAUAUUAUAACUAUUAUAAUCUGCGUUGGAUGUAGUUCGUGUAAACACGGCCACAUAAAUAUGUUAAAUGGGACAUCAAAGGCAGGAAUCACUGAAAUUUUGUCGUUUUUGGACGAUAACACCGUUUUAUCUUUGGCCACUACUGUAACCCAAGGAUUACUCAAAAACAGGCUAAAUACCCGUGAAGAGGCUGUCAAUGCUGUUGUGAACUACUCUUCAGACGCGCUUAGUGUUUUGCGCCGGAAAAUUAUUACCAAGGAAAUUUUGUUAUCUUACCUUUAUAAGAAAAACGUUAGUGUUGACUUACCGGCAUCUAAAAUAGAUCUGGUUCAAAAGACAGCUGAUUUUUGGAGUAUCCAGUACACUCACGAAUCUACUAAUACUUAUUCCAAUACAGUUGAUAGUGGUUCGAUUAACCAACUUGCUGAACAGUUUGCGCAGUGGUUUUAUACCAUGUUGAACAAAAAUGAAUGCAUGAAUCAUGAGCAUUUUUACCCUGAUGCAAAAAUUCAAAUUACUAUGGUAAAUAGUGGACAAGCUACUACUGAAGUGAUUGAAGGAGAUCCAUUACAAAUAGUUCAGCGGUUGUUGCUAUUAAGGAUGAAUUUUAAUUUAGUUUUUAACCCAAAUUUAUCAGCAGGGGGAGUACAGGGAAGAGUAGACCCCCAUGGUUUAGUGUUGGUGUUAGUAUGUGGAACCUUGCAUGCACAAGGUGCAUGUGUAGGGAUCUUUGAACAAGUUUUUGGAUUAGUAAGGGAUCCACAAGUUAGUAACAAUUGGAAAAUUAAAAUGAGUGAAAUUAACUUAAAGAGUCAAACUGGGGUUACAGGGCUACCUACUUUAGAAAGUACUAACCUGUUGAGGUUGACUUCAUAGUUAUUAACUUUCCAUAUUAAUGUAUAUAAUUAUGUAAUUUUUAACAUACAAUAAAUAUUUAUUUUUAUAUUUCUUAA
This is a messenger RNA of Zophobas morio, 1051 nucleotides long. RefSeq lists its product as uncharacterized. The transcript is spliced from 2 exons. NCBI's taxonomy places the organism in Eukaryota, Metazoa, Arthropoda, Insecta, Coleoptera, Tenebrionidae. Bases 159 to 974 code for a protein of 271 amino acids. The record is from RefSeq and is a predicted model, not a curated record.